AUGGAAUCGCAAAAACCCAUUGACAACGAUACAGAGAGGUUGAGGAAGGAAUUCCCCCCUCUCCCUUCGUGUACUGCAGACCCGUUUGCUAAGAGUAGUCGUUUGUUGAGGUCCCCUCCUUCGCGACCUCAUAGCGAGACUCCGCCUUCAGCAUCUCUGCAGGCCAUGGCUUCCUGUGCCUCACAAGAGACGGGUACACCGGUUGUCUCUGAUGAGUUUCAAUCUGAGGAGACACCAGUCAGAAGUCAGGAAAUAUCUUUUCCCUUGGUUUCCCCCGAUGGGAAGAACAUGGAGUAUGCGGCGGACACCAUCUUCACGGAGAGAGAAAGCCGCGAAAAAGAGACACAGGCCCCAUCACCAUCUAUGGUGGCAGCAGCCUCUACCACGGCUGGGAAAAGAACGGCCGGAAGUCCCCCUGAACAUCCAGGGGAGGAAAAGCGGCAGAGAGACGCCGGAGACCCUGCUUCUGUCGACGCGACAGAAGAGAGCGAGUUUCGCCCGUUUGUGCUAAUGCACGAUAACGCCAGACCACACAGUGCCGCAGCAGUGACAGACUACUUAAGAGAGGUUGGUAUCAUUACCCUGGAGUGGCCACCAAGAAGCCCUGAUUUAAACCCAAUAGAGCAUGUGUGGGACACUUUAAAAAAACGAACACGUGCUAGAAAUCCACCUCCAGCAAACCUUGCAGAGCUGGAACGUGCUGUAAAACAGGAGUGGCAGGGAAUACCUAUUGAAGAUAUCCAGCACCUCAUUGAAGGUAUGCCUGGGAGGCUCCUGGCAGUGAUUCAGGCAAGAGGGGGUAAUACCCGUUACUAA
Messenger RNA from Homalodisca vitripennis (glassy-winged sharpshooter), 816 nucleotides. RefSeq lists its product as uncharacterized. NCBI's taxonomy places the organism in Eukaryota, Metazoa, Arthropoda, Insecta, Hemiptera, Cicadellidae. The record is from RefSeq and is a predicted model, not a curated record. The transcript has 3 exons. Gene Ontology annotation, molecular function: nucleic acid binding. The coding region runs from base 1 to 816 and encodes 271 amino acids.